AGCGCGACCCGUAUCCUCGUGAGUCGUCGAGCCAAGUCAGAAUCAAGUAACCUUUUGUCCGGAAACAAGUAUUCAUGGUCUGGGAACAUCGCGUAGUUAUGAAGUCAACGUUACAUGCUGUUUUUCUGAUAUGUCUAAUGGGCGGAGCACCAGUGGCCGGCCUCCCGACCCCCACCUAUGUAUGGCCUUUGGGCAACACUACCCUCAACACUGAGGUGAUGGCGCGACUGGAUGCUGUUAUACCCGAUGAUGGCCAGUGUUUCCGGUUCCGACAGGGCUACCCGGAACUUCCGUAUGAUGCCAUCAAACUGACUGGUGACGCGGAAUCCCAUAUAGACAUCUCGUUAGACGGGAACCUCAUCUUCAAAGACAUCACCAUAUCCUUCCUCGCCUACCCUGAAGGUCCUCCUCAAGGCACGCUUGUUAACUACCUGUACAAGACCGGUAACAUCCUUAAGGUGUCAAUGCUUGAGAACUAUCUCUUCAUCUCCUUCUGGGACGAGUAUGGAGUCGAUGUGGGAAGCACUGCUCUUCCUGAUGUCCUCUCAGCGGAUACCUGGUGUCAUAUCGUCAUCACCAGAGAGUUCCUGACAGGGAGGAUAAGGAUCUUCAACAAUGGAGAACUACUGGAGAACAUUGAUGACGAUUUCCCCAACGAGAUCCAGUUGCCAUCAGAAGGGGCUCUACGACUGGGGAAGUCUUUAGAUGAACCAGAGGAACCUUUCAUCGGUAGAAUCUCCUGCUUCCAAAUGUACAGUUCAGCUGUUUCACCAGAAGAGGCGGGGAAGACAAAAGAAAACUGUUUCCCGAAGGCAUGGAAACAUACGCCCCAAGUCGUCAUGGAAAGGCGCUUCGUAGAUGGAGAAGUCAGGCAAUGUAUCAGUGAUGGUAGCAAGAAGGCGAGCCCCAGCUGUGACGUCAUCAGCAUGCAUUGUCUCGCCGGAAGCAAGGCCUGGAAUGGCGUCAUGGCAACCAACAACUGGGCCAGUAGCGGAUUGGACACGGCUUACUUUAGUGUGGUGUCACGUGACAGUGUCCCAGAGCCCCAGAAUGAGCAUCUUCUUGGUACCGUGAACACGAAGAACAGCCACGUGUGUUCUCGACUGUGCAUGCGAGUUUUAGGAUGCAAAUCCUUUGCUGUUGGGGGACAUAAUUCCACACAGAAAUCCUGCAUGCUGAUUGAUAGACAGCUUGAGUCCACCGUACCCCGACCCGGCUGGAAGUAUUACAUUAUGAAAAAUUAGCAAAUAUCCUGCAUUAUGACGUACAUGGAUCAUGCGUCAUAUUUGACCAGCCUCAUUGGCCCAUGUCGUAUCGUAAUUUAGCCUGGUAUAGUAUCUUGCAUGAAUUGAGUGGACAAGGACUACGUUGUAGCGAUGUGGCAGUGUAUUUAUCGCCAUACUGUAUAGGCCGGAUAAGACAGAUACCAUGAUGCUGUGUGUAAUAUCGUCCUCGACAUUGUACCCUCCAGAGCUGGACACCUCUCUCUCUCUCUCUCUCUCUCUCUCUCUCUCUCUCUCUCUCUCUCUCUCUCUCUCUCUCCCAAUUUUAAGUUCUCCCUGUCAAUACUCUUGUCUCUAUAUGCCUGUAUCUCUCUAUCUCUGUCUCGCUCCCUCUCUCUGUGUCCUUGUCUCUCUCAGUCGCUCUGUGUGUGUCUCUCUUUCUGUUCCAAUGUUUGGCUCUCCCUAUCAAAACAUCAUCUCUUUUGCGCUCUGUCUCUCUCUGUCUGUAUCUUCCUGUUUCUGUCUCUCUGUUUCUCUCUCUAUCUCUGUAUCUCUCAGUCAGUCUCUGUGUCUGUGCCUCUCUCUAUGCCUCUCUCUCUCUCUC
Haliotis rufescens (red abalone) is the source of this 1827-nucleotide messenger RNA. RefSeq lists its product as uncharacterized. The record is from RefSeq and is a predicted model, not a curated record. The transcript has 3 exons. The coding region runs from base 75 to 1244 and encodes 389 amino acids. Lineage: Eukaryota; Metazoa; Mollusca; Gastropoda; Lepetellida; Haliotidae.